Annulohypoxylon truncatum is the source of this 1612-nucleotide messenger RNA. RefSeq lists its product as uncharacterized. The coding region runs from base 165 to 1406 and encodes 413 amino acids. The record is from RefSeq and is a predicted model, not a curated record. The transcript has 2 exons. NCBI's taxonomy places the organism in Eukaryota, Fungi, Ascomycota, Sordariomycetes, Xylariales, Hypoxylaceae.
UCUUGGCGUACGUGGGGGCCGAUCAUCCCAGUCCAAAUUUUUUGGAAUUUGGGGAAGGUGAAAUCUUUGGAUUUUACAACUCAGUUCGACGACGUUGGCGGCCUAGCAUACGAUGAGAAGGAUUGAAGCUGCAUAGAGCCAAAUCGAUGGUAUAGACUGGAAACAUGUCGAGACAAUUGGCGCUCAGCGCAUUCCGCGUGGGCAAUGGCGUUCUCGGGUACACUACGAGGAGGAUAGCGGCGUCUACACGGCGAACAUUCUCGUCUACCGCUCAACGAAAAAAGGAAAUGAUAUACUUCUCAAAAGCCUCCUCCCAAGAACUAGACGAUGUCCUUACCGAAAUCCGACGCAAGAUCGUCUUACCAGCCUACCUCCCCCAACCCCAGCGGGCGAAGAUCUACGCCAAGAAGUACGAGAAGAAGCUGCAAUCGGACCCGGUGACGAUCGAGGUCGACCGCGAGGUCUUCAAGUUCCGGUACGUGGACCCGUACAGCGGUGUGCCAUCCACCAAACGGAUCCUGUUCCGCGCGCUCGACCUGUUCUCCGAGCCGGCCGACUUCGAUAACCUGCGCCCGCUUAUCGAAGGCCUGGCCGCGGCGAACCGGAAGCUGAGCGUGGAAACGCUGGCGAAGCUCGUGCGCGUGGUGGGGACGAAGGGCCACAUCUACAAGAUCGUCGAGCUCGCGCGCAGCGUCAAGCGCACGGGCUUCAAGCUCGACGAGAGCGAGACGGUCAACGAGGUCCUGCACUUCAUCCAGAUGAAGGCCGUCUUCUCGGACUGGGACCCCGCCGCGACCGAGAAGGCGCUGCGCUGGGCCGAGAUCGUCGUCGACCUGCUCGAGGAGGAGGACCACCAGCCCACGCUCAAGAAGAAAGACGGUCCGCCGCCCCCCGGCUGGCUGCCGCUACCCCGCGACCCGAUGGUGCUCCUGUCGCCGCUGCACCUAGCCGCCGCGCUAGCCCUGAAGCAGGGCGCCGAGGCCGAAGCCGACGUCGUCGAUAAGGUCGUCAAGUACGCGACGAAGAUCGUGCUGCUGUGGGAGGAGGACAAGGCGCUGAGGCAGACGCAGCCCGCCGCCCUGUUCAAGCGCGGCGGACCGUUCUUGUACAUCUCUGAGUCUAGGAACAAUAAAUUCGUGAAGCUAGCGGCGCCGUGGCUGUACGGCCUCAACGCCGCCGUCAAGGUCCUCCAAGACCAGGGCCCCCAACACUCGGAGCUCGCGGCGCAGCUGCAAAAACGCCGGGAUAACCUGGACGCGGAGAUCCAGGAGGCGAGGAAGACGGCAUCUGGGGAGAUAGGUGAAGUAACGUGGCGGCAGGUGUUCGAGGGCGAGAACGUGAGGCAGGGCGAGCAAGAGGAUGGGGUGAAGGUGGAAGAUAAGACGGUGGAAGAUGGAAAUAGCUGAAGCAAUAAACAGAAAAGCUGGAGUCAGAUGAAUAAUGUCUAAACAGACCGGAUUAGGCUUGUGCGAAGAUCGGUCUAGGACGGGACGGGACGGGACAGGUCAAGUCAGGUCAGGUCAGGCCAGGUCGGCUGAGAUCUAGAUCAGCUCAGAUGUAACAAUACCGGUAGGUAGCUAUCGCCGCAAUUGUACUUGUACAUACAAUAUUU